Molecule: messenger RNA, 11711 nt
Organism: Dromiciops gliroides (monito del monte)
Lineage: Eukaryota; Metazoa; Chordata; Mammalia; Microbiotheria; Microbiotheriidae
Gene: ASH1L
Product: ASH1 like histone lysine methyltransferase
Exons: 29
Coding region: 375-9344 (2989 amino acids)
Cellular component (GO): nucleus
Molecular function (GO): DNA binding; protein binding; histone methyltransferase activity
Source: RefSeq, a predicted model, not a curated record
CCGCCGCUCCCGCCGCCAUUUUGGGUUCGUUUUGCGGAGGGGGAGACGAUCCCCCUUCUCGGUUGCGGGCCCCGCCUCCCCUCAGCCUUCCCCCCUGCCCCAGUCCGUUCCCCUCUCCCCCUUUUCCUUCCCGCCAGUCUGCUCACCCGCCUGCCGCCGCCUGACAAGCGGGAGGGACCCGCCGCGGACCCAGGGAAGCGGAGGAGCCCCGAGGCGGCCGCCUACCCUCCCCAACUCCUUGCCCUCUCCUCAUCUCCUUCGUCCCCGGCCUCUGACACGAGAUGUUGGUUGCAAGUUUUGGAAAACAGCCAUUUCUGUUUAAUACAACUUUGUAAAUCUUCCACAAGAUUCCUUGGAAAUAGCGUGCACUUGUGAUGGACCAUAGGAAUACUGCUAUGUUAGGAGUGGGUUCCGACUCCGAAGGAUUUGCAAGAAAGAGUCCCUCUGCCAUCAACACUGGAACACUGGUUAGUAAGAGAGAAGUGGAACUAGAGAAUAGCACUAAGGAGGAAGAGGACCUUUGGAGGCGGAAUCGGGACAGAAAUAUUGAGACAGGGAAAAACGAUGGUUUGACUGAUGCACAGCAACAGUUUUCUGUGAAAGAAACAAACUUUUCAGAGGGAAACUUAAAGUUGAAAAUUGGCCUCCAGGCUAAGAGAACUAAAAAGCCUCCUAAAAACUUGGAGAACUAUGUGUGUCGACCUGCCAUAAAAACAAGCAUUAAGCAUCCAAGGAAAGCACUGAAAAGUGGGAAGAUGACAGAUGAAAAAAAUGAACUUUGCCCUUCAAAACGAGACCCUUCAAAACUCUACAAGAAAGCAAGCGACGUUGCAGCUGUUGAAUGCCGGCCUGAAGAAGGCAUCCACCUUCAUUCACAGGGAGAAAAUAAUCCUGUGUCAAAGAAGCUUUCUCCACUACAUUCUGAAAUGACAGAUUAUGUUAAAUCAGUACCAUCUACUCUUGUUGGUAGCCGUGAUCCUGACUCAAAGGACAGAGCACUACUUAAUGGAGCAACAAGUGUAACAGAAAAAUUGGCACAACUCAUUGCUACUUGUCCACCCUCCAAGUCUUCCAAGACAAAGUCGAAAAAGCUAGGGGCUGGUAUUACAGCAGGAUUGGUUAGCAAAGACUUGAUCAGGAAGCCAGGCAUUGGUCCUAUGUCAGGAAUUGUCCACAAGGACUUGGUUAAGAAACCAACAAUUAGCACAGCAGUUGGGUUGGUAACUAAAGACCCUGGGAAAAAGCCAAUAUUUAGUGCUGCAGUGGGAUUGGUCAGUAAAGACGUUGGGAAAAAACUGGGAACUGGUACUACAACAGUAUUCAUAAAUAAGGAUUUAGGAAAGAAACCAGGGACUAUCACUACAGUGGGACUGGUGAGCAGAGAUUCAGGGAAGAAAUUAGGAAUUGGUAUUGUCCCAGGUUUGGUGAGUAAGGAAUCAGGAAAGAAAUUGGGACUUGGUACUGUAGUUGGACUUGUUAAUAAAGAUUCAGUAAAGAAGUUGAGCCCUGCCAUUGGACUGGUUGCAAAGGAGUGUGGGAAGAAGACUAUAACAAAUUCAGCUGUGGGAUUGGUUAAUAAGGACCCUGCAAAAAAAUUGGUGGCAUGCCCUGUGGCAGGAUUGGUCAGCAAAGAUAUUGUGAAUUUAAAAGCGGAAGCCUUGCUCCCAGCUCAAGAACCACUUAAGGUAUCUUGCAAUGCAAAUACCAGUAGUCAUGAAAGUCAGGAGCUUUCUGAAUCCCUGAAAGAUAGUACCACCAGCAAAGCUUUUGAGAAGACUAUUAUACGGCAAAAUAAAGAUAGCAUAUUAGAAAAGUUCUCAAUUCGAAAAGAAAUCAUUACUUUGGACAAAGACAUUUUUAAUGAAGGAACUUGCAUUCAGCAGGACAGUUUCUUAUCCAGUGAAAGAGGGACCUAUGUUGAAACUACAAAGCAUGAGAAGCAGCCUCCAGUAUAUUGCACUUCACCAGACUUUCAAAUGGGAGGUACUUCUGAUGCAUCUACAGCUAAGUCUCCCUUUAGUGCAGUAGGUGAGAGUAAUCUCCCUUCCCCCUCACCAGCCAUGUCUGUUACACCUUUAAACAGAAGUCCCCCUGGAACUUCCUCCCAGUUGGUUACUAAUCCAUUACAUUUAGGUCCUUCCACAGAACUCAUAGAAGGAAUUGCUGAAUCCAUUGGAAAAACCCAAUUCAGUUCUGAAAAUUCCCAUAUGAACCUUGGUCACAGGUCUCUGGUUCAUAGCAUGAACACUGAUUGCAAAGGGAGUGAUAAAGAGUUAAAUGAUUCAAAAGCUACUCACACAGAUAACCCAAGAAUGGGCUCUUCCAUAGGAAAAAAGCCAAGUCUGGCUUCAGAAUCCAGUAUUCAUGCUACAAUUACCCCCUCAGUUGUUAGUUUCACUAGUUUAUUUAGCAGUAAACCCUUUCUGAAGAUUGGUGCAGUAACUGCAUCAGAGAAACACUGCCAAGUUGCUGAAAGCCUGAGCACUAGUUUGCAGUCCAAACCAUUAAAAAAAAGAAAAGGAAGGAAACCACGAUGGACUAAAGUGGUAGCAAGAAACACAUGCCGGCCUCCAAAAGGGCUAGAAUUAGAAAGGUCAGAGCUUUUUAAAAAUGUUUCAUGUAGCUCUUUGUCAAAUAGCAAUUCCGAGCCAGCCAAGUUCAUGAAAAACAUUGGGCCAUCUUCAUUUGUGGAGCAUGACUUCCUUAAAUGCCGAUUGCCAAAGCUGAGUAAAUCUAGCACUGCUCCAUCUCUUUCCCUGUUAACUGAAACUGACAAGCAGUCUCAUAAGUCCUUUACCACCCACAAGCUUUCCUCCAGUAUAUGCAUGUCUGGUGACCUUUUACCUGAUAUUUACAAACCUAAAAGAGGAAGACCUAAAACUAAGGAGAUGCCCCAACUAGAAGGUCCCCCCAAAAGGACCCUAAAAAUCCCAGCCUCUAAAGUCUUUUCAUUGCAUUCAAAAGAAGAGCAAGAGCCCCCUAUUUUGCAGCCAGAAAUUGAAAUCCCUUCCUUCAAGCAAAGCCUAUCAGUAUCGCCUUUUCCCAAAAAGAGAGGAAGGCCAAAAAGACAAAUCAGAUCACCAGUCAAGAUGAAACCACCUGUGCUAUCAGUGGCACCCUUUGUGGCCACUGAAAGUCCAAGCAAACUAGAGUCUGAGAGUGAUAAGCAUAGAAAUAGCAGUGACUUCUUUGAAAGAAAAGAUCAACUUCAGGAUCCAGAUGACAGUCAUAAACCAAGUGUCUGUGGUAUGAGUGACCUUGAGAUGGAACCUGAUAAAAAAAUUAACAAGAGAAACAAUGGCCAACUAAUGAAAACCAUUAUCCGCAAAAUAAAUAAGAUGAAGACUUUGAAGAGAAAGAAACUCCUGAAUCAGAUUCUCUCAAGUUCUGUAGAGUCAAGUAACAAAGGGAAAGUGCAAUCCAAACUCCACAAUACAGUGUCAACACUUGCUGCCACAUUUGGCUCCAAACUGGGCCAACAGAUAAAUGUCAGCAAGAAAGGAACCAUUUAUAUAGGAAAGAGGCGAGGCCGGAAACCAAAAGCUGUGCUGAAUGGCAUCUUAACUAGUAGCCCUACUGGUUUGGCUGUGCUAGAGAAAACAGCUCAUCAGGCAGCUGGGUCAGCAUUAGGACAAAUUCUCCCCCCUCUCUUGCCUUCAGCAGCAAGUAGUUCUGAGGUUCUUCCAUCCCCUAUCUGUUCUCAGUCUUCUGGGACCAGUGGGGGCCAGAGUCCUGUCAGCAGUGAUGCAGGAUUUGUUGAGCCCAGUUCAGUGCCAUAUUUACAUAUACACUCCAGACAGGGCAGUAUGAUUCAGACACUUGCUAUGAAGAAGGCGUCAAAAGGAAGGAGGCGAUUAUCUCCUCCUACUUUGUUGCCAAAUUCUCCUUCUCACUUGAGUGAACUUACUUCUCUGAAGGAAGCCACUCCUUCUCCAAUUAGUGAAUCUCAUAGUGAUGAGACCAUUCCUAGUGAUAGUGGGAUUGGAACAGAUAAUAAUAGCACAUCAGACAGAGCAGAAAAGUUUUGUGGGCAGAAAAAGAGGAGACAUUCUUUUGAACAUGUUUCUCUCAUUCCUCCUGAAACCUCCACAGUCCUAAGUAGUCUCAAAGAGAAACAUAAACACAAGUGUAAACGCAGGAGUCAUGAUUACCUCAGUUAUGACAAAAUGAAAAGACAGAAGCGAAAACGGAAAAAGAAGUAUCCCCAGCUACGAAACAGACAAGAUCCAGACUUCCUUGCUGAGCUGGAGGAGCUAAUAAGUCGUUUAAGUGAAAUUCGGAUCACUCAUCGAAGUCAUCAUUUUAUCCCCCGUGAUCUCCUACCCACUAUUUUUCGAAUUAACUUUAACAGUUUCUAUACGCACCCCACUUUCCCCUUAGAUCCUUUGCACUACAUUAGAAAACCUGAUUUAAAGAAAAAAAGAGGGAGGCCCCCUAAGAUGAGGGAAGCAAUGGCUGAAAUGCCUUUUAUGCACAGCCUUAGUUUUCCUCUUUCUAGUACUGGGUUUUACCCUUCUUAUGGCAUGCCUUAUUCUCCCUCUCCACUUGCAGCUGCUCCCAUAGGAUUAGGAUACUAUGGAAGGUACCCUCCAACUCUUUAUCCACCACCGCCCUCUCCUUCUUUCACUACUCCUUUGCCACCUCCUUCUUACAUGCAUGCUGGUCAUUUGCUUCUCAAUCCUGCCAAAUACCACAAGAAGAAACAUAAGCUGCUUCGUCAGGAGGCCUUUCUUACAACAAGCAGGACACCCCUUCUCUCCAUGAGCACCUACCCCAGUGUCCCUCCUGAGAUGGCUUAUGGUUGGAUGGUGGAGCACAAACACCGGCAUCGUCACAAACACAGAGAACACCGUUCUUCUGAGCAACCCCAGGUUUCCAUGGACACUUUAGCUACCAAUAGCUCUUCCAGAACUGUCCUAGAAUCUUUGAAGCGUUACCGGUUUGGUAAAGAUACUGUUGGGGAGCGAUAUAAACACAAAGAGAAGCAUCGUUGUCACAUGUCCUGUCCUCAUUUGUCCCCAUCAAAAAGCUUAUUAAGCCGAGAGGAGCAGUGGGUCCACCGAGAGCCUUCAGAAUCCAGUUCAUUGGCAUUGGGGUUGCAGACACCUUUACAAAUUGACUGUUCAGAAACACCUCCAGGUUUGUCCCUGGGAGGUUUCACACCCACCUCUGAGCCAGCCAGCAGUGAUGAACACACAAACCUUUUCACAAGUGCAAUAGGCAGCUGCAGAGUAUCAAACUCUACUAACACAAAUGGCCGGAAGAAACUGACUGACAGCCCAGGACUGUUUACUGCACAGGACACUUCACUAAAUCGGCCUCUAAGAAAGGAAACCUUGCCUACUAAUGAAAGGGCACUGCAAACAUUGACAGGCUCCCAGCCAACCCUAGACAAGCCCUCUCAAAGGCCGGCAGAGAGCACAAACUGCAGCCCUACCCGAAAGAGAUCUUCAUCAGAGAGCACUUCUUCAACAGUGAUUGGAAUCCCUACCCGAGGUACAAGAUUAGGAACAUCUGUGGAUGACUCUGUGGAUAGUCUGCUUCAGCGGAUGGCACAACAUGAAAGCCAAGGGAACUUAGAGAAAAACAUUGAUGCUGUCAUUGCCACAGUCUCUAUCCCACCUUCCUCAAGCCCAGGCCAUACUCAUAGUAGGGAACGAGGUCUGGGGAAAUCAGACAGCCUGCUAGUACCCACAGCACCUAGUGACUCCUGCAGCAACACCACCAUCUCACUCCUCUCUGAGAGGUUGCCAAGCAGCUGUUCCCCCCAUCAUCUCAAGAGGAGUGUGGUAGAAGCCAUGCAACGCCAAGCCCGGAAAAUGUGCAAUUAUGAUAAAAUCUUGGCCACCAAGAAAAACCUGGACCAUGUCAAUAAAAUAUUAAAAGCCAAAAAGCUUCAAAGACAGGCAAGGACAGGUAAUAAUUUUGUGAAGCGCAGACCAGGCCGACCUCGGAAAUAUCCCCUCCAGGCUGUAGUGUCAAUGCAGGCAUUCCAGGCUGCCCAGUUUGCCAGCCCAGAAUUAGAUGAAGGGGAGGAAGGUGGAACACUGCAUCUUGGUCCUGAUACAGUUACAGAUGUCAUUGAGGCUGUUGUUCAGAGUGUGAACCUGAACCCAGAACUUAGGAAAGGAUGGAAAAGGAAAAGUUGGCUUCUGGAGGAAGAAGCAAGGAAAAGACAGAAGAUAAUUCCCGAAGAAGAACAGGAGAAUAAUAAAAGGCAACACAUUGCAGAAAAGGCAUUGAUUCAGAGAAGAGGAACAGGAUCGUUAGCAACCUUAAGCUUUCCUGAGACAACAGUUGAAUCUCCUAGUCCUCCAGAAGCCCCACCAAAGCCACCUGAACCUGAAAAUACCCUGCAACCUCUACCUUCUCUUAUUCCACGGGAAAAGAAAGCCCCUCGCCCUCCAAAGAAGAAAUAUCAGAAAGCAGGGCUCUAUUCUGAUGUAUACAAAACUACAGACCCAAAGAGCCGACUUAUACAGUUAAAGAAAGAGAAACUGGAGUAUACUCCUGGAGAGCAUGAGUAUGGAUUAUUCCCAGCCCCUAUUCAUGUUGGAAAGUAUCUGAGACAAAAGAGAAUUGACUUUCAGCUUCCCUAUGACAUCCUCUGGCAGUGGAAACACAACCAGCUAUAUAAAAAGCCAGAUGUCCCACUAUACAAAAAAAUCCGUUCAAAUGUCUACGUUGAUGUCAAACCUCUUUCUGGCUAUGAGGCUACCACCUGCAACUGUAAAAAACCAGAUGACGGCAAUAGGAAGGGUUGUAUGGAUGACUGCCUCAACAGAAUGAUCUUUGCUGAGUGCUCCCCCAAUACCUGCCCCUGUGGGGAGCAGUGCUGUAAUCAGAGGAUACAAAGGCAUGAGUGGGUACAGUGUCUUGAACGGUUCCGAGCUGAGGAGAAGGGCUGGGGGAUCCGGACCAAAGAACCUUUGAAAGCUGGCCAGUUCAUCAUCGAAUACUUGGGAGAAGUUGUCAGUGAGCAGGAGUUCAGGAACCGAAUGAUUGAACAAUACCAUAAUCACAGCGACCACUACUGCCUAAAUCUGGACAGUGGAAUGGUGAUUGACAGCUACCGCAUGGGCAAUGAGGCCCGGUUCAUCAACCAUAGCUGUAACCCAAAUUGUGAAAUGCAGAAAUGGUCUGUCAAUGGAGUCUACCGGAUUGGGCUCUAUGCCCUGAAAGAUAUGCCAGCUGGUACUGAACUCACCUAUGACUACAAUUUUCAUUCCUUUAAUGUUGAGAAACAGCAACUUUGUAAGUGUGGUUUUGACAAAUGCCGAGGUAUCAUUGGGGGCAAGAGCCAACGCAUGAAUGGACUCACCAGCAAAAGUAGCCAACCUGUGACCACACACCGACGUCCAGGACGGUCAAAAGAGAAGAGGAAAUCCAAGCACAAGUUGAAGAAAAGGAGAGGCCAUCUUUCUGAGGAGCCUAAUGAAAAUGUUAACACCCCAACCAGAAUGACCCCCCAACUGCAAAUGAAGCCAAUGUCCAACCGUGAAAGGAACUUUGUGUUGAAACAUCAUGUAUUCCUGGUCCGGAACUGGGAGAAAAUCAGACAGAAGCAAGAGGAGGUAAAACACACCAGUGACAAUAUCCAUUCAGCUUCCUUGUACACCCGUUGGAAUGGUAUCUGCCGAGAUGAUGGAAACAUCAAAUCUGAUGUCUUCAUGACCCAGUUCUCUGCCUUGCAGACAGCCCGCUCAGUGCGGACAAGGAGGUUGGCAGCUGCAGAGGAGAACAUUGAAGUGGCCCGGGCAGCACGCCUGGCCCAGAUAUUCAAAGAGAUAUGUGACAGCAUCAUCUCUUACAAAGAUUCUUCCCGACAGGCAUUGGCAGCUCCACUAUUGAACCUUCCCCCAAAGAAAAAGAAUGCUGAUUAUUAUGAGAAGAUAUCUGACCCCUUAGAUCUCAUCACCAUUGAGAAGCAGAUCCUGACAGGUUAUUACAAGACAGUGGAGGCGUUUGAUGCUGACAUGCUCAAGGUCUUCCGGAAUGCUGAGAAGUACUAUGGGCGCAAGUCCCCAAUUGGGAGAGAUGUAUGUCGGCUACGCAAAGCAUACUACAGUGCACGGCAUGAGGCAUCAGCUCAAAUUGAUGAGAUUGUGGGGGAAACAGCAAGUGAGGCAGACAGCAGCGAAACCUCAGUCUGUGAGAAGGAAAAUGGGCAUGAGAAGGAUGAUGAUGUUAUCCGCUGUAUCUGCGGCCUCUACAAGGAUGAAGGCCUCAUGAUCCAGUGUGACAAGUGCAUGGUGUGGCAGCACUGUGAUUGCAUGGGAGUGAACUCAGAUGUGGAGCACUACCUCUGUGAACAAUGUGAUCCAAGGCCUGUGGACAGGGAGGUGCCCAUGAUACCUCGGCCCCACUAUGCCCAGCCUGGCUGUGUCUACUUCAUCUGUCUGCUCCGGGAUGACCUGCUGCUACGUCAAGGUGACUGUGUGUACCUGAUGCGAGAUAGUCGUCGAACCCCUGAUGGCCACCCAGUCCGUCAGUCUUAUCGAUUGUUAUCCCACAUCAACCGAGAGAAACUUGACAUCUUCCGCAUUGAGAAGCUUUGGAAGAAUGAAAAAGAGGAGCGGUUUGCCUUUGGCCAUCAUUAUUUUCGUCCCCAUGAAACCCACCACUCCCCAUCACGUCGAUUUUAUCAUAAUGAGCUGUUCCGAGUGCCACUAUAUGAAAUCAUUCCUCUGGAGGCUGUGGUGGGGACUUGUUGCGUAUUGGACCUGUACACAUACUGUAAAGGGAGGCCCAAAGGAGUGAAAGAACAGGACGUAUACAUCUGUGACUACCGACUUGAUAAAUCAGCCCACCUGUUCUACAAGAUUCACCGGAACCGCUACCCUGUCUGCACCAAACCCUAUGCCUUCGAUCACUUCCCCAAGAAGCUCACUCCCAAGAGAGAUUUCUCACCUCAUUAUGUUCCAGACAACUAUAAGAGGAAUGGAGGAAGGUCAUCCUGGAAGACAGAACGUUCAAAGGCGCCCAUUAAGGACCUAGGCCAGGAGGAUGAUGCCCUACCACUCAUUGAAGAAGUAUUGGCCAAUCAAGAGCAAGCAGCCAAUGAAAUGCCCACCCUGGAGGAACCUGAUCGGGAGGUAGCAUCUGGUGAAACAACUGAGGGUGAAAAGAAAGCAGAUGAAGGUAGACAGGAGCCUCAGAGGUCCUGCACACCUGAAGAGAGGCGACACAGCCAACGGGAACGACUCAACCAGAUCCUGCUCAAUCUUCUUGAGAAGAUCCCUGGAAAAAAUGCCAUCGAUGUGACAUACUUGCUGGAGGAAGGAUCAGGAAGAAAGCUUCGGAGACGUACUCUGCUUAUCCCAGAGAGCAGCUUCCGAAAGUGACCAUUGGGGGCCAGACCUCAAGCUGCUGGAACCCAUUGAGGGCCAAUCAACACAACCUCCUGACCCAGCUUCCACUUGAGUGUAAACAGGGAUAAGAAGAGGACUCUCCAGGCAGGGGAUUAGGACCAUGAAGCUGACAUUAGGUACUGAAUGGAGAAGAUGAAAGGGAGAGCUGUCCAAGACAGUCUAGUUAAUUUAUUUUCCUCUCCACAUCCCCAGCCAGAGGAAAAGUAAUGGAGGGUAAAAACAGGGGAAGGGUUGCACAUGCAAGCCUAUUGGCAUUUCCCCUUCCCUUAGACCUGGGUUUUCUUGCACCCUUCUCUGACCUUAUGGGCACUGCCAGGGGGCAUCCCCCCCCAGCUUUGACUCAAAGUCCAUGGUCCCACCCCAGCCGUCCUCAUGCUCCUAGAGCUCCCAUAGGGACCCAGAAAAGACAUAGCGGCCAGGGUUUCCUCCCAGCUACAAAAAAAAGUUUCUCUCCCCUCCUUAACCCAACUAGUUCGAAAUAAAAUAUAAGUCGACAGUCUAAAGUACUUGUAACUAUCACCCACCUCCCUACCCCUUACUCUGACUUGUACACCACCACCCCCAUGGAGUCUUGGCAUAAGGAGAGCCCCCAGGGGAUCAGGGAGAAGGUGGGCACAUCAAGUGAAAUUAUAAUUGUUUUGCCCUUUGUUCCUUACAGACCAGAUUUUUUUUUUCCUAAAGGGAAGGCCAGGCCCCGCCAGCACACGUACUGUUUGUUUUUGAUGCGCUGUGGUUCUUGUGUGUCUGCCGUGCUGUGCGAAUGGAUAUCCGUUUAAAAAAAACACACACAAAAAACUUAAAAAAAAACAUAAAUGAAAAAACUCUAAUCUUCCCCCACCAUGUCACUACAUGAAAUGUCAAGCAGUAUUCACCUACCAGAGUAUUUGUUGUGAAUUGUAGAUUAUCAACUGAAAACACUACUCUUGUGUUCUUAACUGUACAGUCAAAUUAUCCAUCUCUUAAAGAGACAGUGUGUAAUUCUCUGCUCUCAGUCACAUCUCUAUUUCCCCUUACCAUCCUGAAUGUCUAAGAUGAAGUUGGUUUAGGGGCUUCCCUACUCAGACACCUCUCUUUCUUCCCAUUUUCCUUCUGGCCAGGGGUUACUAGAAUACACUGUCUCUUAAAAAAAAAAAAAAUUUUUUUUAAGCUUUGCUUUGUUGUCCUCUCAGACGUACAUAUGCAUAUACGUUUUAGAUGUUCUUAUAAGAAAAAAAGACCGUUUUUAAAUGUGCCAAGUUGUAUAUAUAUAUAUAUCUGCUGCGUGAUUGGUAAGCAAUACAAUAGUUAACUUGUCCCUAUUCCUUUUUUUAAAUAUUGGACCAAUGCAGUCCUAAUUGUACAUUUUCCCUUAUAAUGACGACUCUUUCUCUCUCUCUGAUUCCUUUAGGUAGAACAUUGACUUUCCUCUCCUCCCCUAUUCCAUUGAAUCCUUUUUUCCUUUUUUCUCCUUUCCGUGUCAAUCUUGAAGAAAAAAUAAUAAAACAAAAGAUACAGGGGAUACAAAAAUCCCCCUCAAGCAGAGAAAAAGCAGAAUAAAUAUUUUAUUAAAAAAAAAAAGAGAAAUAAGAAAAUAGUUUGGAGUAUUUUCUUACUGUAGAGAAGCACUGUACAUUACUAAGAGACCUGGGUAUAAAAUACUCACGUGUGGAGUUGGAAAAAUCGCAUGUCCAAGCCCAUUUGGGUGGUUUCUUUUGGUUUUCGUUGUUGUGGGAGGGGGGUUGGGGAGGGAUGGUAGGGGAAUUUGGGGGGAGGGGUCUCCUUUUAGUCAAAAGCAGGAAAGUGACAAGAAAGAGAAGAUAAAAUUCAUUGUCUCCUUUAAUGGUGUUAAACACUUAAAAAAACACAAAAGAAAAAAACUUUGUAAAAUGCAAAACAGAAGCAAAAGACACUAAGCUCUGUCAUUUUAUCUUUCUUUUGUUGAAAGACUAAAAACCGAAACGUUUUUUAGACAAUCAAAUGUUAGGUAAGUGCAAAAACUUGUUUUUUCUUACUGGUGUAGAAAUUAAUGCCUUUUUUUAUUUUUCGGUUAUUUUAUAAUAACGGAAAUAAAAAGAACCCCCAACUGUUGGGUGGGUUUUGGUGUUUGAAACACGGGGCGAAGCACUACAUUACUGCAAAUAGAUACGGAUUUAGUCUGCAUGUUUGUAGGCUGUGUGAUUGCUGAAAAUAUAAAUGCUGCUAAUAUAUUUCCUUUUUACAAAAGCAUAUCUAAAUAGAUGAUUGUUUUGAUGUUAAUCUUUGUAAAUUAUGUAUUACCAAUUUUAACAUUGGAUGUAAUUGCAUAAAAAGCUUGCAUCUCAAUCCUUGAAAGUCUAGUAUUAAAUGGAAAAACUUUUCCUA